This is a messenger RNA of Hippocampus zosterae (dwarf seahorse), 603 nucleotides long. Its product is annotated as putative protein TPRXL. The record is from RefSeq and is a predicted model, not a curated record. The coding region runs from base 88 to 603 and encodes 171 amino acids. Lineage: Eukaryota; Metazoa; Chordata; Actinopteri; Syngnathiformes; Syngnathidae. The transcript is spliced from 3 exons.
GUCGGUGUCGCCAAUGUGUGAAAAAAAUGACACAGAUAAUACGCUCUAAGCGGAAACUAAAAUUAGGUACCCGUUGAUAUUGGUGCCAUGCCUUCCAAAUUGGCACAAUCUGGCGGCAUGGAGACGGAAAAUGAUGAGGGUGUCAAAAGAGGCUCUUGGUCGACCACUUGCGGCACGGAUGUGUCGACCACACAAGACCUGGAUUGUCCCCACACCUCCAGGCUCUUAAUUCAGGAGGUCUUGAACACUGCCUCCAAACCCUCGCAAGUCCAGCCCUCUUCAAACACUCACAUCUCUUCCUCGUCCUCAUCCUCCUCCUCAUCCUCCCCUUCCCUGUCACCCUCAUCUUCAUCCUCCUCUUCUACCUCCUCCACCACUUCCUCAUCCUCCUCUGACAAUUGGACCUGUGAAGUUGCAGAUGGACAAGAUAAGGUGAUAUUGAGGAGGGUCCCAGUCGUGUCUCGGGAUGGGAUUUAUGCAGCAGGGAAGAACCCUGUUUGGAAACCCCGCUUCAGAUACACAAGGAACGCCAGGAAGGAGAAGAACAAGCAAUAUAAACAAAAGGGAGCUGCUAGAUAUUCAGAGUAUACGCUUCCACAAUAG